GCCAGAUUCCUUUGCUUUCAAAACUGUUCUCUGAACGUUGCGUUAGAGUGGAGAUUUGUGAUCACUCACUACCUUGGUUCUGUCUCCUCUGAUGGAGUCUGAGAUGCUACAGUCACCCCUCCUGGGGCUUGGGGAAGAAGAUGAGUCGGACAUGACUGACUGGAAUCUGCCCUUGGCUUUCAUGAAGAAGAGGCACUGUGAGAAAAUUGAGGGUUCCAAGUCACUGGCUCAAAGUUGGCGGAUGAAAGACCGGAUGAAGACAGUUAGUGUUGCCUUAGUACUAUGCCUAAAUGUUGGUGUUGACCCCCCAGAUGUGGUGAAGACGACUCCUUGUGCUCGCCUUGAGUGCUGGAUAGAUCCUUUGUCAAUGGGGCCACAGAAAGCUCUGGAAACCAUUGGUGCAAAUUUGCAAAAGCAGUAUGAAAACUGGCAACCAAGG
Gekko japonicus is the source of this 439-nucleotide messenger RNA. Its product is annotated as regulatory-associated protein of mTOR-like. Gene Ontology annotation, cellular component: cytoplasm; TORC1 complex. Lineage: Eukaryota; Metazoa; Chordata; Lepidosauria; Squamata; Gekkonidae. The annotation marks the transcript as partial. The record is from RefSeq and is a predicted model, not a curated record. The transcript is spliced from 3 exons. Gene Ontology annotation, biological process: cellular response to amino acid stimulus; positive regulation of protein serine/threonine kinase activity; cellular response to starvation. Gene Ontology annotation, molecular function: protein-macromolecule adaptor activity.